AUGUAUCAACACUUCCGUACAUUCCAAGGAAGGAAAUUGACGGAUCAAGAAAGGGCCAGGGUCCUUGAGUUUCAGGACUCUAUACAUUACUCACCACGUUACGCUGAUGAUACGAAUGAAUACAGACACGUCAUGCUACCUAAAGCCAUGCUGAAAGUGAUUCCCUCCGAUUAUUUCAACUCUGAAGUAGGUACUUUGCGUAUCCUCACUGAGGAUGAAUGGAGAGGCCUAGGCAUUACUCAAUCGCUGGGUUGGGAACACUACGAAUGCCAUGCACCAGAACCACACAUUCUUUUAUUUAAAAGACCUUUGAAUUUUGAAGCUGAGAUGAGAGCAGCAGCAGCUGCCGCUCAACAGCAACAACAACAAUCUUAG
Messenger RNA from Maudiozyma barnettii, 375 nucleotides. RefSeq names its product cyclin-dependent protein kinase regulatory subunit CKS1 (gene CKS1). The transcript has a single exon. Gene Ontology annotation, cellular component: SCF ubiquitin ligase complex; cyclin-dependent protein kinase holoenzyme complex. The record is from RefSeq and is a predicted model, not a curated record. Gene Ontology annotation, molecular function: histone binding; cyclin-dependent protein serine/threonine kinase activator activity; ubiquitin binding. NCBI's taxonomy places the organism in Eukaryota, Fungi, Ascomycota, Saccharomycetes, Saccharomycetales, Saccharomycetaceae. Gene Ontology annotation, biological process: regulation of mitotic cell cycle. Bases 1 to 375 code for a protein of 124 amino acids.